Messenger RNA from Dunckerocampus dactyliophorus (ringed pipefish), 4600 nucleotides. RefSeq names its product serine/threonine-protein phosphatase with EF-hands 2-like. The coding region runs from base 359 to 2497 and encodes 712 amino acids. The record is from RefSeq and is a predicted model, not a curated record. The transcript has 17 exons. Gene Ontology annotation, cellular component: cytosol; nucleus. Lineage: Eukaryota; Metazoa; Chordata; Actinopteri; Syngnathiformes; Syngnathidae. Gene Ontology annotation, molecular function: iron ion binding; calcium ion binding; Hsp90 protein binding. Gene Ontology annotation, biological process: negative regulation of MAPK cascade; detection of stimulus involved in sensory perception.
AGCCUAAUCCACUUGUUUUGUUUAAGCGAUCACAGGGGACCGACCACACCGAGACACUUGUCGGCAACGCUGUAGGACUACAACGCAGCUGGGCCGAGAAGAUGGGAAAUUUUACAGGGAGAACUUUGCUCCUGUGAGGACGUGAGAAGUAUCAGUGAUAAGAGCAAAGGAUCAUGGGAUGUGGCUUGAGAAAAGAGCACCCAAAGCAAUGUGACAGAGUGAGCCUUUCAGUUCCAGGUAAAUACCUUUUAAUUCCAUCACAUCCUAGCGUUUGAUGGUAAAUAUAAUAUGUUUAAUACGAGUAUACAACUUCAUGCGCUCCCCCAAGCUGCUACCGGUGAGUCUGUUGAUUUGAUUGAUGCACAUCAUAGAAAUACAUGUUUUUUUUGUGUGUGUGUGUUUUUUAAAUACCUCUUUUGUCUUAGCGAUCAGGGCGGCUCUGUUGAUCCAACGCUGGUAUCGUCAGUAUGUUGCUCGGCUGGAGAUGAGACGCAGAUGCACAUGGAACAUCUUCCAAUCCAUUGAAUAUGCUGGCGAGCAAGACCAGAUCAAGCUGUACAAUUUUUUUGGUUUCUUGAUGGACCACUUCACCCCAGCCAGCAGUGAGCGAAAGCUAAUAUCACACAUUUUCCGUGAGAACGAAGUCUGCCGUGACACGGAAUGGGAGCAUUGCUUUUGCUACAAGAGUAUCGAGGUGCCAGACGGGUACACAGGCCCUCGGCUGACCUUCCCCAUGACCUUCUGUGGCGUGUCCAAGCUGGUGGAGGCCUUCAAGCACAAACAACAGCUCCAUGCUCGCUAUGUUCUGCAACUUCUUGGGGAGACUUGGCAACUGUUGCGGUUCCUUCCAAAUAUCAACCACGUCUCCGUCUGCCAUACCAGGGAGCUAACUAUAUGCGGCGAUUUACACGGACACCUCGAAGAUCUGCUGCUGAUAUUCUACAAGAACGGGUUGCCUUCAUCGGAGAAACCAUAUGUUUUCAACGGCGACUUUGUAGACCGGGGCAAAAACUCGUUGGAGAUCCUGCUCAUCCUCUUUGGGUUCUUGCUGGUCUAUCCUAACAACGUCCAUCUGAACCGGGGGAACCACGAGGACCACAUUGUUAACCUCAGAUAUGGUUUCACCAAAGAAGUUCUGGGAAAAUACAGGGUGCAUGGAAAAAAGAUCUUAAAGCUCCUCCAGAAGAUCUUCAGCUGGCUGCCCCUAGCCACUGUAGUGGAUCACAGGGUGCUAAUUGUGCAUGGAGGGAUCUCUGACUGCACAGACCUCAAUGUAAUAGCCAGACUGGACAGACACAAAUACAUCUCCACCCUGAGGCCUCCAAAGCAAGGCCUUCAAACUGCCAGCAAUAGAAGGACAGCAGACAACCGGGAUGAGGAACCAGCAGAAAGUAGACGUCGUGUAUAUUCCCUGACUCAGGUGAGGUCCACGCCAACUCAUAGGCAUGACUUUCCGCGCCGCUCGCUUCAAAACUUGCCUCUACGGGACCAACUGCACUGGUCAGUGGAGAUGGAGCUGAAGAAGAGGCGAAGACAAGCUGGUUUUGACCAGUCGUAUGGAGACCUGAAUAAAUCUGACUUAGACUUUGGGGACACCGAGGCCAAUGACCAUGAGUGGAAGCAAGUAGUGGACGUGUUGUGGAGCGACCCAAUGGCUCAGAAUGGCUGUAUUCCCAAUGAGGUGCGAGGUGGAGGAUGCUACUGGGGCCCGGAUGUCACCGAGGAUGUUCUGGGACGACACAACCUGCAGCUUCUCAUCCGCUCGCACGAGUGCAAACAAGACGGCUAUGAAUUCUGCCACAAUCAGAAGGUGCUUACUAUAUUCUCAGCUUCCAACUACUACGAAGUAGGCAGCAACAGAGGAGCCUACAUCAGGAUGGGCUCUGACCUGAACCCUCACCUUGUUCAGUAUCAAGCCAGCAGGACGUGCAGGGAGCGAACCCUGCGACAAAGUGUCGGGUGGACAGAGAGGUCGGCCCUGCGAGCACUGAGGGAACAACUGUUUGUCCAUAAAUCGGAUCUCACCAGUGCCUUCCAGGCGUUUGAUCCAAACAACACGGGGUUGAUCGCUGCACGGGACUGGGCCACUGCCACAGAGUGUGUCCUGAAGCUGGGUUUACCCUGGAGGGUGCUGCGUCCUCAGCUUGUGAGCAGCACCAAGCAGGGCAUGGUGGACUACCAGCAGUGGAUAAGGCAGCUCUCACAUACAGAGCCUCAUUUGGAGAUCUCAGACACUAGCAUCCUUGAGACCAUGUACAAGAACCACUCCAACCUUGAGACCAUCUUCCGGAUCAUAGACACAGACCAUUCAGGUCUGAUCUCCCUCCAGGAAUUUCAUCAAACCUGGAAACUGUUAAGCUCACACCUCAAGAUGGAAAUCAGUGACAAGGCUGUGGAGGACUUGGCUCACAGCAUCGACUUCAACAAGGAUGGGGUCAUCGAUAUCAACGAGUUCAUGGAGGCGUUCCGCCUGGUGGACGUCUCUGCACAAGAAUAGGCAAAGCUGAAAAGUUUGGAUUGGGACGUUUUCAAGGAUUCAAAUGGGAACGUUACAGCAAACUUGAUGCAGUUUUCAAUGUUGUUGACGCUGUUUAACAGCAUGUUCUCAAGAUCAUGUACAUGAAACCUUACCUUUUAGUUUUGUAUGUUGACAUCCACCACGAUGCUAUUUCUGUUGUUUACAAGAAAAAACAGAUUGGAGGACAUCAAUAACAGAUCUUAAGGGUUGAUUACGUCAUAAGUACAAGAAAAAAAAUGGCCAAUUCAAAAUCCGGUGCGCCUGCAUAAUCUACUGCGAUCCAGUACAAGAACUGUGUGAAAAUUUGUGUUACCUUAUUUAGCGUCAGAAACAGCUCAGUAUGACACAGUGAAGGCCUACCACCACAAUAACGUUAAAUUGAUUUAAAUUGUAAAUAGGUAUCACUAAAAUUACCUAAUUGAACAUCAAAUUGACACAAUUUUUAAAAAUUACUAAUUUUGCUAAAUACAAAUAAAAAUGUGCAGGUGUAUCUCCUGUGAAUCAUGUGUAUUGUGCUAAUUGUACUAAAAUUUGAGUUACCUUUUUUAGCAUCAGAAACAGCUGCAAUAAUCCAUCCAUCCAUCUUCGAUGCCGCUUAUCCUCAGUAGGUUCGCGGGUAUGCUGGAGCCUAUCCCAGGUGACAUCGGGCGUGAGGCGGGGUACAUCCUGGACUGACGCCAGCCAGUCGCAGGGCACAUAUGGACAAAGAAUCAUUCGUAUAUUGCAUAUACAGUAGCUACCAAAUACUGUAGAGGCUGUGUAGUUUGGGGGCCAAUGAUGUCUGACCAAUGACCUGCACAUUACCCAAGACUUGAUGGACUCCAGAGCAUUCAAUACGAAGUCUUAAGUAAACAAUAGAGACCUUCAGAAAUAAUCUCUGUGGAAGCAGCUUAAUCCACUCUGCUGCCAUCUGUGGUUCAUCAGGGCCGGGGUGUGAAUCCGCAACGUGAAUCCUAUCAAGUGAAGCCCUACUUUGAUGAGAUGUUGGAAAAAGCUCGCCUGAGGAAAUAAUCAUGGUGCAUGUGAGGUGACUAUAAGUAUUAUAUUAUAUAUAGUUGUGCUCAUAAGUUUGAAUUCCCUGGCAGAAGCAUCAAAACGUCCGUAACAAAUUUAUUUUGGGUGUUUUGCCCCAAAACAUAAACGCUCCCUUUGGAGAAGAGUCAACAAGGUUGACAUCAUUCAUACUGUGAAACACGGAGGUGGUUCGCUGAUGUUUUGGGCAUGUGAGCUACAAAGGCACAUGCGACUUGGUCAAAAUGAUGGCAAGAUGAAUGCAGCAUGUUAUCGGAAAACACUGGAGGAAAAUUUCCACUUAUCAGACCGGAAGGUACGCGUGGGACAUACUUGGCUGCUCUAACAUAACAAUGAUCUAAAACGCAAAGCCAAAUCAACCCGUCCUUGGCAACAGCAGAAAAAAAAGAAGGUUCUGGAGUAGCCUUCCCAGUGUCCUGACCUCAAUAUAUUUUAGCCACUCUUGGGAGAGCUCAACAGUGCAGUUCAUGCAAGACGAUCCAAGAAUUUACAGGAACUGGAGGCUUUUUGCCAAGGGAAAUGGGAGGCUUCACCAUGUGAGAUAAAGUGCCUCAUCUACAAUGACCACAAGACUUCGAAGCUGUCACUGAUGUUAAACAGGGCAAUACGCGAUAUUAGGAACCAGAGUAUGUAGUUUUGAUCAGGGUCAUUUGUGUAGUUUCUGUUGUCAUUAAGAUAUAAAAAGAGCAAACGCGAUUGUUUAAUAAUAAAUGGCUUCACUAAAGCAAACUAACCAUGAAAGGAAGAAAAGCUUUUGUAUUUUCAUUCAUAUGCUCUGAAAAAUGGCCAAGAAAUCACAAAUUCUGCCAGGCUAUAUAAACUUAUGACCUUAUGGACUGUACUGAAGGGAAAAGAUGUAGCAGAGAGAUAAAAAGUUCCAACUGAAACGAAAUUUUAAUAACAUUCUAAUGGUAUAUAAAAGCAAUACAAAGAUGUAUGUACAAAUGUGUUUCAUUCAACACAUCUUUUCACUCCAGUUCGAAGUCUCAUAUCCAUAAUCUGAUUUGACAUGAAGGCUAUUAGUAGGCACUGUAAGCUUUCUUUAGCAGC